AGGAUACAUCACAGGGGAGUGCUGGGAUGUGAGAAUGUGGAAUAGUAAUAGUUAGAAAUGAAGUGAUCCAUGAGCUUAAUGGAUCUGAAUAGGAUGAAAAAUACAUGUUUUGUAAUACUUCCUUCACAUUAUGAGUGUAAAGUGUCUUUAAAGACCAGCUUAGUGACUUAAUCUUAUCUUUGGUUUUCUUCAUCCUCCUCUUGUACACCACUUGACCCACUUGAACUUGUACCACCCUGGAAACUAUCUCUGGAAGACUCUCACUCUUCUAGGAAACAUCUCGCACCAUGUGGACUUUCCGCUGCUUGUCAGGGAAUUCUCAUCUCAUUUUGUACUUUCCUGCCUUUUGUAAACAUUUUUAUCUCUGAGCCUGUUGUGAGUCUUCCAGUUAUAUGAUUAGCUGUGACAGAUAUGCUCUUAUUUUAGUCAGUUUAUUAAUCCACAUACUACUAAACAGCGUUUCUUGCCUCUGAUAUACAUAAUUAAAAUGAUUGUGUAUAGGUCUUAGUCAGCUAUGCUCAUGUGGAACCAUCUGUUUAGACUGGAAGACUUCAAAUGAAACUGCAAUUGAGGUUUAAGUCUUACUGAUACUAUGUUAACCCCAGCUGCAUCCUACUGAAACCCUAACAUAAAUUUAUCAGCAUGUUUACAGAUUUGUAACACAUCUACCAAACGCAGCUUGACAUGAUCAUUUUUCUUUGGUUCAGUCAUAAAGGGGGUGGGUGUCUAGUUGGAUGUCUUUGUCUCUCUUUGAUGUCAUUUCAAGCACUGACACGUGCCAAAUAUACAUUUGUAUUGCUUACAACACUGAAAAUAACCCUUUCAUUGCUCAUCUUGUUAACAAUUAUAAUGGAAAAGCCUCUUUAAACUAUUUAUUUCUCACUGAAACUUUUUUAAUAAAAACUAAAAACAAAUAAACAUUAAAUCAACCCAAAAAAGGAAAGAAAAGCUGACAGGAAGUCUGGUUUGUCAAAACGUUAUGCUGCUUCCUCAUUGAUCAUUUGAGAGAAUCAUGACUCGUGGUGUAGUCUUGUUUGCGCUACUUUUGUUCUACAUAAUAGAAGUACAAGGUCUCCAACAUGUGUUUGUGCUGCAUGGAAAGGACUUACGCUUGGAUACAGAGAAACCUUUUAAACUUGACGAACAGAAAGAUUUGUUCUGGAGAUUUAAUUCCAGUAACAAUAUAGCUAAAUGUGUUUUUAAUAGAGAUCCAGUCGUGUAUAACGAAUAUCCAGGAAAGGUUGAGGUGUUUGGACCAAAUUACUCUUUGAAAUUAAAGAAUGUUCAACACAGUGACAGUGGAGAUUAUAAAGCAGUUGUGGUCAGCGAACAAGAGCAAAGCGUAGCUGAAUACAAGGUCAUAGUUCAAGAUCCAGUGACUGCUGCCAAACUGACAGUAGAGUCUGUGUCCAAGAGCUCAGACUCCUGUAACCUGACUGUGACCUGCAGCACAGUGGACUUUAACAUCAGCAGUAGUUUCAGAUGUGAUGGUAAAAUCUGCUCUCAUGCAGGAGCAAAGAAUUUGAAGGCCACAAAAAAAUUUUCCUCUCUAAGUGUUUACCUGCAGCAAGACACCAUUUUCUGUAAUCACAGCAACCAAGUGAGCUGGAAUCAAACCAUGAAGGUGCUCAAAUCUUACUGUGAAACAGAGACAGCUCCCAGUGGAGCCACCAUAAUUGCAGCUUCGACAUCUGUUGUCUUCUUGAUUCUCUUCAUUACCCUUUGUGUCAUAAUGAAAUGUAAAAGUAAAGGAGGGAACCAGGAAAAUACUAUAUAUGCGGUUCCUGAGGACAUCAUUCCAGGCCAGACUCAAAAUCAGACUCCCGCAGGACAUGAAUCAUGUAAUUCUCCAACAUCUACUUAUGCUUUGGUGGAGUUUCACACUGGACAAAAAUCCACUAAGACUGAAAACAUCCCCCAGCCAGAGACAGUGUAUGCUCAGGUGGACAGAGCUGCAAAGCCCAAUUCUACAGUCCAACAACAAACACCCAGAGCUGAAGAAAACCAAUAACUGUAUUUAUAAUGAUCAACAGAGGUCACUGAUGUACCAUGUGUGCAAAAUGUGGAUGUUCAUGUUACUCUGACCAAGAGAGAAACAUAUUAAUCAGAAAGCAUAUGGAUCUGUUCACUCACAUGUAGCUCACUUUACACACGAGAGGCUGGUUGCUGAAUGAUAUUGUGGUCUAACUUAAAGAUAAUUCAAAUUUUAUCUUAAUUUGAAUUAACAGAGCUAGUUAACCCAAUUUUUAUUCUUUCAAAGUCUUAUUUUUGAGAAAAUGAAAUACACAGAGUUUACAGACAUACCAACAAAGUGGGUAGACUCAGCUGAGAACCAAUGAGUGUAUGUGCCUGCAGAAUAUUGUGAAAUAUCUGCAAUAUUUAGUUUGUAAUGUUAUUACAUUAAUAACAUUACAUUACACGUGUAUAUGUUUCUUUUUAUCAUAUAUAAUGGUUUUUGAAUCAGUAAAUGUGUCCGCACAAGCAUUUCACUGCAUCUUGUAUGAUUGUGCAUGUGACAAAUAAAGGUUGUUUGUUUGUUGUUGGUUUUGUUUUUGUUUAAUUGUACUCUAACUGCUUUGGAUUUGUGUAUAAUAAAACCAGUGCAGUGCUCUUUAACUUUAAAAAUAUUCUACAGUCUUGAAAAUGUGAAACUAUUUAUAGCCAGGUAAAAAUGGCAGAAGUCUCAAAGAAGAGGAGAAUACAUGAACUAACACAGUACAUGUAAGUCUUAAAUGAGAUGCCAAUCUAUUUGAAUGCAUUUAAACCAUUUAUAGGCAGAUUAGUUAACAUCCCCUUUAUCACACUGUGCAACACAGCUAAUCAUACAGAUAAAUAGACUUUGGUAUUAAAUUACCAAUGGCCAUUUUUUCAAACUUCACAAAUGUCACGUGGUUGUAAAAAACAGUAGCCAUAAGUGUAUAGUCUGUAUGGGCUUGUGUACAGUUGUGGCAGCGACGGAGAAAACAAAAGCAAUUUUUUCUGUAUUUUUUUGUUUGUCUAGUCAGACUGACUGCAGUAAUGAUGUGUUUUCUUUGUAGCGGUUGAAACAAUAAAGAG
Molecule: messenger RNA, 3057 nt
Organism: Maylandia zebra (zebra mbuna)
Lineage: Eukaryota; Metazoa; Chordata; Actinopteri; Cichliformes; Cichlidae
Cellular component (GO): membrane
Source: RefSeq, a predicted model, not a curated record